AUGUCCGACAGCAUUGGCACCUCCACGCGCUCUUUGCACGCGGAUGAUGUGCUCAAUAUCGUCUCCGAUGUAGCUCCUCCAAUGCAUCUAUCUACUACUUUCCGUUAUUCCAAUGACCCCGAGACGUUAAUUCCAUUUGCCGAUCUUAGCGAACCCCCAAAUCCAACUACUUAUAUCUACUCCCGGGCCUCUGCGCCUAAUCCCACCCGAUUCGAAACAAUCCUCUCUUCACUCCUAAACGGCUCCGCAAUCAGCUACUCCUCCGGCCUUUCAUCCCUCCACGCUGCUCUCACACUCCUCAACCCUCGCCGUAUCUCCAUCGGCGAAGGCUACCACGGCUGCCAUGGCGUUAUUGACCUCUUCACCCGAUUAACAGGUCUCCAAAAACUGCCUCUAGACUGUGCCACUACGGAUCUCGAAUCGGGCGAUGUAAUCCUUCUCGAAACACCCGUGAACCCGUUCGGCACAGCCUUCGACAUCGCGGCAUUCGCCGAAAAGGCACACAGUCGUGGCGCCUACCUAAUCGUUGACAGUACCUUCGCUCCACCAGGACUCCAAGAUCCGUUCCUCUGGGGCGCAGAUAUCGUCAUGCACUCCGGUACAAAGUACUUUGGUGGACACAGUGACGCACUUUGCGGCGUGCUUGCUACACGGAAUCAAGAAUGGUACAAGCAGCUGUUCGUAGAUAGGAUCUUCCUGGGCUCUGUAAUGGGUAACAUGGAAGCCUGGCUUUGUGUUCGCUCACUACGGACACUGGAAGUUCGACUUCAGCGACAAAGCGAGAACGCUACUCGUCUUGUUAACUGGCUCUAUACUGCAUUACAAGAUCCAGCGCCGAGGGCUGGUUCGGAUGAGGAGAUCGUUCAGAGUGUACUUGAAGAGGUGUUUCAUGCUAGUGUGCAGAAGACGGAGGGAGAUUGGUUACAAAAACAAAUGCCGAAUGGAUUUGGGCCUGUGUUCUCUAUCACGAUGAAGGAGGAACGCUCUGCAAAAGUUCUUCCUUCCAAGUUGCAUUUCUUUCAACAUGCGACUAGUCUUGGUGGCGUUGAGACGCUUAUUGAGUGGAGGACUUUGUCGGAUACUAUGGUUGAUCGGAGGUUGUUGAGAGUUAGUGUUGGGUUGGAGAAUUGGGAGGAUUUGAGGGAGGAUUUGUUGAAGGCUUUUAAGGAGUUGAGUGGGAAAUAG
Messenger RNA from Penicillium malachiteum, 1185 nucleotides. Its product is annotated as cystathionine gamma-synthase. The record is from RefSeq and is a predicted model, not a curated record. Gene Ontology annotation, molecular function: carbon-sulfur lyase activity; pyridoxal phosphate binding. Gene Ontology annotation, biological process: transsulfuration. Gene Ontology annotation, cellular component: cytoplasm. The transcript is spliced from 2 exons. NCBI's taxonomy places the organism in Eukaryota, Fungi, Ascomycota, Eurotiomycetes, Eurotiales, Aspergillaceae. Bases 1 to 1185 code for a protein of 394 amino acids.